Messenger RNA from Octopus bimaculoides (California two-spot octopus), 1919 nucleotides. RefSeq lists its product as uncharacterized. Lineage: Eukaryota; Metazoa; Mollusca; Cephalopoda; Octopoda; Octopodidae. Gene Ontology annotation, molecular function: protein binding. The record is from RefSeq and is a predicted model, not a curated record.
UAUUCUCAGGUGCAUACACAUAUACAUAUAUGUAUUCUCACACACACACACACACACAUACAAAUGUAUGUACAUAUAUACACGCACUUACAUGUGCACGUUCAAACAACGUGAAGAAGAAGAUAAAAAGAACAACAACAAUUCUCUCUAAAACAAAAGACAACCAAAAAUAAUCAGUAGAUCUCAGACAGGAACAGAAUUAAGAAAAACAUAAAUAAAUAAAUCUAAAAGAAAAGAAAGAAAACAUACCUAAAAAGAAAAGAAAAAGAAAAUGCAAACAAAAUUGAAGAAAGAAAGAAAGAAAGAAAGAAGGAAAGAAUUAAACCGAAAUUCUUGACGCUCUUCAACAAAAGAAAUUAAGCCAUUAUUAUUUUGUUCCUCAACUGAGCAUUUCUGUUAGUUCUGCACAGUAGUUUCAACUCUGGCAGAAUAGCACUGCAACGCAACAUCCAUCCCAGCAGUCGACACUGAAACCAUUUUUUUUCUUUGUUGUUGUUGUUGACAAACUUUGUCAGACAUCCUAUUCUAUAUAUCACUCUUUGGUUUCUCUCUCACUCUCUCUGUCUCUCGAAGACAGAACACUUUGAAAGAGUCUGCUGCUGCCCCUUACCCACUUUCUUUUUUUAUCUCCUCUUCUUUUUAUUUCCUGGUCUCCUGAUAUCUUCUGAUAUCCUCAUAUCUUUGAUAUCAACUUACUACGUCCUUUUGAUAACCCCCUGAGAUAUCCCUUGGCUGUAGCUACCUAUAUCAAUUCUUAUAUAUAUGCACGUAUAAGAAUUAGAUCCUAUAUAACAUAUCCUAUAUUAUAUAUUACCUUGUAGCACUUUACACAUUUACAUACAGCCCUUCACACUUAAAAUCUCCCGUGGUCCCUUCUUAAAGAACAGCAGACAUAACCUCCUCAGGGAUUUUACAGGGAUUUGGUUAAAGUGAUUAUUUGAUACUAUCAAUUUAUUAUCUGGAGGCAUGGCUGCCAAUGCUCCAAAAGGAGGGCUUACUGCCCCUACCAAGCCUGUUAUGCGAAGCGCCAGUGCCAUUAAACAGAUGUUAUUGGAAUGGACUAAAGCUAUGACACAAGAAUAUGCUGAUAAAGUUGUGAUCACAAAUUUCUCCAGCAGUUGGUCCAAUGGAUUAGCAUUCUGUGCCCUUAUUCACCACUUCUACCCUGAAUCUUUCGACUUCUAUGCCUUGGACCCUAAAAAGAGGAGAUAUAAUUUUGACCUGGCAUUUCAGACUGCUGAGAAAUAUGCUGACAUUGCCCCAUUGCUGGAUACAGAUGACAUGGUAAAAAUGCAGAAACCUGACUGGAAAUGCGUGUUCACAUAUGUGCAGAGUUUCUACCGAAAACUUCAGAAACAUGAGAGGAACAAAGUAAUACCAAAAGCAUGAGAUCAACCCAUCAGCAUUUUAAUCAGGCUUAGCCCCUCCCUCCCUGUAGCUGUGGAGAGAAGAUGAAUGAAAAGUAAUGAAAACUGCGGAGGGGGUGGGUUGGGGUUGGGGUUUUUUUUUUAUGGGCUUGCAAUUAAGGGUUGGUUGGUUGGUUGGUUGGUUGGCUUGUAGAACUGCUUGCCUUAAGGAUCACUUGAAAAAAGAAAAAUUUGUGUUUUUUCAAGGACAAGAGAAAAACAAAAGAAAGAAAAAUAAAAAAAAUUAAAAAAUUUUUUUUGUCAAUUUGUUUUGAAAUUUUAACUUAUAAAAAAGAAAACACAAACCAAAAAAAAAAUGAACAAAAAAAAUAUAUUUAAUAAUAAUAACGAUGAUGAUGGUGAUGAUGAUGAUGAUGAUUAUGCUUUCACGAAAUCGGACAGCUUUGUUAUUGAACAAUUACGUUACCGCUGUUUUUCUGAGAGAAUUUCUGCUGGAGCUUAGUUUCAUAAGGUUUCUUGUUUGUUAAACAAUAAAAGCCAGUGUUGCCGUUA